Molecule: messenger RNA, 3646 nt
Organism: Saimiri boliviensis boliviensis (Bolivian squirrel monkey)
Lineage: Eukaryota; Metazoa; Chordata; Mammalia; Primates; Cebidae
Gene: TNFRSF8
Product: TNF receptor superfamily member 8
Biological process (GO): signal transduction
Molecular function (GO): transmembrane signaling receptor activity; protein binding
Source: RefSeq, a predicted model, not a curated record
AUAGGGGAGAAUUAAGGCUGUACCCUCGGAGAAGGAGCGGCCACUUUUGAAGUGACUUCACGGUGCGCGGUUGGGUGCGGACUAGGUGGCAGCUGCGGAGGUGUGCGGGCGCCUGAGGUCCACGCGCUCAGCUGGGAGCAGCCAGGACCGCACGUGGGCGCCGCGCGCUUCCCACGCUUUCCAGGUGGGCGCGGGCCGCCAGCCCAGCCCCUGCCCGGCCCCGGGGAUGUGCGCCCUCCGCGCCGCGCUGGGACUGCUGCUCCUGGGGGCGCUCCAAGCUUUCCCACAGGAUCGACCCUUCAAGGACGACUGUAGAAACCCCAGCCACUACUACAACGAGAGCGUCAGAAGGUGCUGCUACCGAUGUCCCGAGGGACUGUUCCCGACACAGCAGUGCCCACAGAGGUCUGCUGACUGCAGGAAGCAGUGCGAGCCUGACUACCACCUGAAUGAGGCCGGCCGCUGCACAGCCUGCGUGAGCUGUUCUCGAGAUGACCUCGUGGAGAAGAGGCCAUGUGCGUGGAACUCCUCCCGUGUCUGCGAAUGUCGACCUGGCAUGUUCUGUGCCGUGUCUGCCGUCAACUCCUGUGCCCGCUGCUUCCCCCACUCCGUCUGCCCAGCAGGGAUGAUUGUCAAGUUCCCAGGCACAGCACAGAAGAACACUGUCUGUGAGCCGGCUUCCCCAGAGAUCAGUACUGCCUGUGCCAGCCCAGAGAACUGCAAGGACCCUACCAGUGGCACCAUCCUGCAGACCAAGCCCACUCUGGUGUCCCCAGCAACCACUAAUGCCAGCACCGUGCCUCUAAGCGGGGUCGCCCAUCUCGCCCAGGAAGCUGCUUCUAAAUUGACAAUGGCUCCCAACGCUCCCUCCUCUGUGGGAUGGCCUAGUUCACAUCCAGGUCUGUCCCCAACACAGCCAUGUCCACAGGGGUCCGGCGAGUGUAGGAAGCAAUGUGAACCAGACUACUACCUGGACAGGGCUGGCCGCUGCACGGCCUGUGUGAGCUGUUCUCGAGAUGACCUGGUGGAGAAGACGCCCUGUGCAUGGAACUCCUCCCGAGUCUGCGAAUGUCGACCUGGCAUGUUCUGUGCAGUGUCAGCCAUCAACUCCUGUGCCCGCUGUGUCCCCUACCCGAUCUGUGCAGCAGGGAUGGUCACCAAGCCCCAGGAUAUGGCUGAGAGGGACACCACCUUUGAGCCGCCAACCCCGGUGGCCCAGCCUGACUGCAUCCUCACCGCAGAGAAUGGCGAGACGCCUGCCAGCACCAGCUCCACCCUGAGCUCCCUGGUGGAUUCCCAGGCCAGGAAGACGCUGCCCAUCCCAACCAGCGCUCCCAUGGCUCUCUCCUCCACUGGGAAGCCCAUUCUGGAUCCAGGGCCGGUGCUCUUCUGGGUGAGCCUGGUGCUGGCCGUGGUGGUCGGUGCCAUUGCCUUCCUCCUGUGCCACCGGAGGGCCUGCAGGAAGCGAAUUCGGCAGAAGCUCCACCUGUGCUACCCGGUCCAGACCUCCCGGCCCAAGCUGGAGCUUGUGGAUUCCAGACCCAGGAGGAGCUCAACACAGGUGAGGAGUGGCGUGUCGGCGACAGAAUCCAGCGCAGAAGAGCUGUGGUUAAUGCGCCCUCCAGCACAGCCAUUGGAGAUCUGCCACAACGUGGGGGCAGCCAGCCUGGAGAGCCUGCCGUUGCGGGAUGCCAGCCCAGCCGGAGGCCCCUCGCCUCCCAGGGACCUUCCUGAGCCCCGGGUGCCCACGGAACACACCAAUAACAAGAUUGAGAAAAUCUACAUCAUGAAGGCUGACACCGUGAUUGUGGGGACCGUGAAGGCUGAGCUGCCCGAGGGCCGGGCCCUGGUGGGGCCGGCAGAGCCUGAGCUGGAGGAGGAGGAGCUGGAGGCAGACCAUGCCCCACACUACCCCGAGCAGGAGACAGAACCGCCUCUGGGUAGCUGCAGUGACGUCGCCAUGCUCUCGGUGGAAGAGGAAGGAAAGGAGGCCCCCUUGCCCACAGCUGCUUGUGGAAAGUGAGGCCUGGGCUGGGCUGGGGCUCGGAGGGCAGCUGGGUAGCCACUGGGAGGCCAGAGUGGCACCGUUGGCACCAAGCUUGGUCCAGCAUCUAGCGGUGGACCGGCCCGUCAUUGCAGGGGUCUGGUGGUCUCUGCUUGCAUCUCCCACUUAGCUGUCCCCUGACCCAGAGCCUAGGGGAUCCGGGGCUUCUACAGAAGAGACAGUCCAAGGCGACUGGGUCCCAGCAGUGAUGUUGGUUGAGGCAGCAGACAGAUGGCAGGACUGGGCCCUGCCAAGAAUAGCAUUGGCCCCAGAGACUUGGGCAUCAGACCCUCACCACCAGGCCCAGAGCCCACCGAGGGAGAGGCCAUGAGGCCGGCUCCCAGUGCCCCUGAACCCUAUUCCCUCUCUCCCUGGAUGUCAGAGAUGACAACCAUUGAGCCUUCCGGCAUGCCCCCAGUUACUAUAAAUGUGGCCCCCAGUGGGCACGGGGUCAGUGCUUGUGGUUGUCUCUCCUGAGUCAAGAGGGAAGUUCAGGGAUGGGGUGUGGUCAGCUGGCACUGUCUCUGCUGCCACGGCCACACGGCACUCUGCACUGGCAUGAGGGCCCCUGCCCAGUCCCAGCCCUGCCUGGGCUGCGGGACCCUCCUGGUGCUGCCCACCUUCCCUCUGUCGCCCCCUUGGUGGGCUCAGGAUCAAGUCACUCAUCUCAGAAUGUCUCCACUGAUCCCCACCACAGCAGGCAUCUCGGGACCCAGAUGUCUGCAGCCCUCAGCAGCUGCAGACCGCCCCCCAGCAACCCAGAGAACCUGUUUUGCUUUGCCCAGGGACUUCCUCUCCACGUAGACAUGGGGAACUUGGGGUGCUGCCCAGGGUUCUUGAUCGCUCUCUGUGGACCCCACGCGCUCUGUCCUGGGAAAUGAAGAGGCAUCUUCCUUAGAUCUGCCCUGCUUGCAAAUCCACUAUCACCGGCCCCGCCAUCUGGUUCUGGCUCUGCACCCAUUGGGGUGUGGACAUCGAGAGGCACCACCGCCUCCCCCAGACAUCUGCCUUACUCUGGACCGUAGGAAACAAGACUGUUUGGAGGUUCCAUCUGGAUUUUGGGUGUUUCACAUUUCACACUAAGGUGUUUAGCGGCCCUGACUUUCAGUCCGCUGGCUGGCCUGCUCUCCAGGGCCUUCAGUGUGUAAGCAAACGAGUGAUGGAUGAGGGUGAGUCUUGGAGCUGCGGGUAGCCUGGAGACUCGUGGACUUACCGCCUGGAGGCAGGGCUGGGAAAGCUGCUGUUUACUCAUCGGCUGGCCACAUGCUCUCUGGAGGAAGUGAUAGUUUCUGAAACUGCUCAGAUGUUUUGGGGAAAGUUGGAGAAGCCGUGGCAUUGCGAGAGGUGGUUACACCAGAAACUGGACGUUGGCCAGAAGCGUAAGUGGGCAGAUGCUAUUUUGUGGAAGGAUGGAGUGGGUGUCUCUGUAUCACCCGGCUGUAAGUUACACUGGGCAGCACGUGCCUGUCAGGCAGAGUAGUCUGGUGCCCUUAACGGGAGAGAUUGAUACGUUUUAACAAAAUACUUCUUCACCCCGUGGCCUUUCAUGCAACUUUCAAAUCCCUAAAAAUCCAUAAAAUUCUUAAAAACAAAGAACUGUAA